AUGCCGAGCUGGGGCAGGAAAGAAAGCUAUGAAGCCUCUUCGAGAGAGCAGAAGCAGAUCCUCGCUGAUAUCCAGUCGGGAUCUCAGAAGUUUAGCAGACGCCUGCUACCACCACGAACGAUAAGCAAUAAUAAGAGAGGCGGAGUCGUAGAACCCUUUGCACCCGUACCGACGACUGGCGAGCAAAGCCAGCCAGAAGAACGUCGAGGUCGAAAAUCGACGAGUUCCCUGCGACCAGGACUCCCCAAGCGGACCAGCAGCAUGAAGAGGGCGUACAACUAUUUCUUCGGCGGACCCGCACCGGUGCCCGCAACAGCUUCACCAGCUACACCAGCGGUAACAACGGACGCCACACCUCCGAGCGUGGUCGAGUCGAGUAAGACGGACAAUGGCGUGGACACCCCACCAGAGACACCGCGCGAGGCGCCUACACGGUUAAGUGAAGAUGAAGCAGCAGCAGACUCGCCCUCACCUCCUUCGCCAACAGCCUCAGACAGCUUCGAGACGCAAAUCGAGAAGCUGAAGAAGAAGCUCAAGCACGCCGAGAACGAGCUUGACGAAGCACAACGCAUCGCUGCUACACAAGACGAGCACGUGCGCAGUCUCGAGGGCGACCACGAGGAGCGCAAGAAGGAGUUCGAGGCCCGUGAGGCGUCGCUGCAGCAGGACAAGAAGGACCUCGAGGAGCACAUGGUCAGCGUCGUUGUCCAGCAGGUACGCGAGGCCAAGGCCAAGGAGAGGAAUACUGUGCGCGACGAGUGCGAGGCCGAGUUCAAUGAGAAGAUGGCGGACGUCAACAAGGAGGCUGAGGAGCUCCGCGCAAAGGUUGCCGACCUCGAGAAGCAGGUCGCCUCCUACAAGGACGAGGUUGAGAAGCUCAAGGGCAUGCUCGACAGCCACCAGUCUGCCGGCGCCGAGUCGGUUGACAGGUCGGAAGUCGAGGCCAAGGAGGCUGAUCUCGCCAGCGCCAAGUCGCAAUUGGAGGAGCUCACUGCUGAGAAGAGCAAGACUGAGAAGGACCUCGCCGAGGCUCUUGCCACGAUUGACGAGCUCAAGGCUCAGACUGUCGCCAAGGAUGAGCUCGACACCCUCGCAGCUGACCGUGACGCGCACAAGACCAAGGUCGAGGAGCUCGCCGCUGAGGUUGCCGUUCUCAAGACCCAGCUUUCCGACCUGGAGGAGCUCAAGGCGAAGCACACCGAGCUCGAGGCUUCUCACAGCAAGCUCUCCGACGAGCUCGCUGCCCGCGGCACCCAGGAUGCUGAUGCUGACAAGGCAUCGAAAGAGGAGGCUGAGGGUCUUCGCAACACCAUUGCGGAGCUCCAGGCUUCUCUCAAGGAAGCAAAGGAUACUCUUGACCAGAAGGCUUCUGAGCUCGACGCCAAGACCAAGGAACACGCUGAGGCCACUGAACAAGUCACAUCGCUCACCGAAUCGUCCAAGGGCGAGGUCGAUGGCCUGAAGACCGAGAUCAGCGAACUCCAGGAGAAGCUUAAGACCGCCGAUCUGUCCAAGGGUGACUCCGAUGAGCUUGCUCAAAAGGUUUCCUCUCUUGAGCAGUCAUUGAAGGAGGCACAAGACAGCCUCUCAGCAAAGACAUCCGAGCUCGAGGCUGCUUCAUCCUCCCUCGCUUCCGAGAAGGACGCCGCCGUCAAGGCUGCCGAAGAGGCCAAGGGCCAGGUUGACAGCCUCACCUCCAAGAUCUCCGAACUCGAAGCAUCCCUCAAGGAGUCGCAAGAUAGCCUCUCCGCCAAGGACGCUGAGCUCGAGACCGCCAAGGGUGAUGCAUCCAAGGCCAUUGGCUCCGCAAAGGACGAGGUCGCUGGUCUCCAAAGCACUGUCAGCAAGCUUGAGGCUGAGAUCGAGUCCGCCAAGGGCUCAUCCGAUGAACAAACCACCGCUGCCAAGAAGGAGGCUGCCGAGCUCCGCGAGACCGUUGAGAAGCUUGAGGCUGAGUUGAAGGCUGCUAAGGACGAGUCCAGCAAGGCCUCAGAGGCUUCCACCUCCAGGGUUACCGAACUCGAGACCUCGCUCAAGGAGGCCCACGACAGCUUGGCCGCUAAGGAAUCAGAGGUUGCUGCCGCGAAAGAGGAGGCUAGCAAGGCCGUCGAGUCUUCCAAGGGCGAUGCUGAGGGUCUUCAAAAACAGAUUGCUGACCUCGAGGCAUCGCUCAAGGAGGCCAAGGAGAGCCUGUCAACCAAGGAAUCUGAACUUGAGGCUGCCAAGGGCGAGACCACCAAGGCUACUGAGUCUUCCAGCUCGAAGAUCUCGGAAUUGGAGGCUAGCUUGAAGCAAGCACAGGACGACCUCACUGCCCACAAGGCCGAGCUCGAGACAGCGAAGAGCGAGGGUUCCAAGGCUGCUGAACUCGAGGCUUCUCUCAAGGAGGCCAAGGACAGCCUUGCAUCCAAGGAGUCUGAGUUGGAAGCCGCCAAGGCGGACGCUAGCAAGUCUACUGAGUCUUCUACCUCCAAGAUCUCGGAGCUGGAGGCUUCCCUCAAGUCGGCUCAAGAGAGCCUCGCCGCAAAGGAGUCUGAACUCGAGGCCAAGUCUGCUGACGUCGGCAAGGUCUCUGAGCUUGAGAAGGAACUCGCAUCGGCCAAGUCUGAACUUGAGGCCGCUACCAAGGACUCAGAGUCGUCGAAGCAGAAGAUUAGCGAGCUCGAGGCUUCCGCCAAGGGUGGUGCCGAUGAGUCUGCUGCCAAGAUUGCGGAGCUUGAGGCAUCUCUCAAGGAGACCACGAGCAAGCUGGAGGCCAAGGAAGCUGAGCACGCCGAAUCGCUCAAGGCUGCUCAAUCAUCAAGCGACGACAAGUUUGCUGCUCUGGAGAAGGAGCUUGCUGAUGCUAAAGCUGAAGCUAGCAAGGCUGCUGAGCUCGAGGCAUCCCUCAAGGACGUCGAGAGCAAGCUUGCUGCCAAGGAAGCUGAGCACGCCGACUCCAUCAAGGCUGCCCAAUCAUCUGGAGAUGAGAAGGUCGCUGCUUUGGAGAAGGAGCUUGAGGAGACCAAGAAGGCCAAGGACACUGUUGAGGAGGAACUCAAGGCAUCCAAGCAGGCUGAAGCUGAGGCGAAGGAGGGUGCUUCCAAGGCGUCCUCAGUCGAAUCCGAACUCGCUGACGUCAAGGCAUCGGCUGAGAAGUCGACUGCCGAGAAGAGCGAGCUCGAGGAGAAGAUCAAGGCUAACGAUGCUAAGAUCGCCGAGCUCGAGUCUACCGUUGAGGCCGCUAAGGCGAAGGAGUCCGAACUCACCGCACUUCAGACCAAGCUGGACGAGGCUACCGCCGCAUCUGAGACUGCUACCAAGGACCUCGAGACCUCCAAGACCGAAGCUGCCGAUGCUAAGAAGUCCCUCGAGUCUCUCCAGGCUACCAUCAAGGAGCACGAGGAGAAGACCAGCGCCCUGACAUCCGACGUCGAGACCGCAAACAAGGAGCGCGACGAGAUCAAGACCGAGCUCGCCAGCGCCAAGGAGCAACUCGAGAAGGCCCAGGCUGAGCAAGAGGAACUUAAGAAGGUCAACGCUGAGGCCCUCGCAAAGGCUGGGUCAAAGGAGGCUGAGAAGCCUGCGGCUGAACCUGCUGCUGAACCCGCUGCUGAGCCUGUCGCUGAAGCCAAGGAAGUUCCUGAGGCUAAGGAGGCAGAGGACACCCCCGCCCCUGCUACUGAUGGCGCUGCCGAGACCGAGGAGCCAGAGACACCUACUACACCCACCACGCCUGGUAACAACGCCGAGGAAGAGGAGGGUGAGGCGAACGGCGAGUCGACACCUAGUUCCGGAAAGAACAAGAAGAAGAACAAGAAGAAAGGCAAGAAAUAA
Alternaria postmessia is the source of this 3816-nucleotide messenger RNA. RefSeq lists its product as uncharacterized. The coding region runs from base 1 to 3816 and encodes 1271 amino acids. The record is from RefSeq and is a predicted model, not a curated record. The transcript is spliced from 3 exons. NCBI's taxonomy places the organism in Eukaryota, Fungi, Ascomycota, Dothideomycetes, Pleosporales, Pleosporaceae.